Molecule: messenger RNA, 907 nt
Organism: Eurytemora carolleeae
Lineage: Eukaryota; Metazoa; Arthropoda; Copepoda; Calanoida; Temoridae
Product: zinc finger protein 639
Exons: 11
Coding region: 74-907 (277 amino acids)
Biological process (GO): regulation of transcription by RNA polymerase II
Cellular component (GO): chromosome
Molecular function (GO): chromatin insulator sequence binding
Source: RefSeq, a predicted model, not a curated record
GUUUGCAAUGCGAUGAACAAUCGUUUCAUUUCGUAAAAAAUAAUUGAAAUUAUUAGAUUUGGACAAUUUAGAAAUGUCUGCCAAGAAAAGAACUGUUCCUAUUCUAAAGGAGGAGGUUGAGUCUGAGGCUCCCGGGGGCUCUGUUCUCCGAUACACAGUUAUAGCAGACGAUGUACCAGCAAAGCGCAUGCGCACACAGGAAGAUGAAAUAGUAAAUGUUUCCACCUGGCAAACCUGCUCACUUUGUGGAUCUAAGGUAUCUGACCUCGCAACUCAUAUUGUAGAUGACCAUACUGAACUCCAAGAUCUUGACAGAGUUGAUGGAAGAGCCAAAGCUGUGACAGUAAAAUCCCCUAAUCCAGUCAGAUAUAAGGGCCCGUUUCGUCAAGUUAAACCAGUUCUGCGCUACCCUUGUGAUGCAUGCAAGACUGUCACAAAAACUUCGGACCAGUUGAAGAAGCAUAUGAUCCUUGUGCACAAUGGACACAAGAACACAUCCUGGAUGUUCUGCGGAGACUGUGAGUACGCGACCAGGGUGGAGGAUGAGUUGAUCAACCAUGUUAAGAUUCAUCAGAUUUUUAACAUCUUAAAGGAGGAUUUUAUAAAGGCAGAAAUCCCCGAAAUUCCAGGGGACAGUGAUUUCUCCGAGACCCCUAUUGAGUGCGGGGACUGCAGCUUCACAACCCACCACGAGAACGAGAUGUUUACUCAUGUCAAGGAGCACAUGGGGAAACAUGACAAGUACGGUCCCGUAAAUGAAGAGGAAAAGAAGAAGUUGGAAAAAAUGGAGAAAAAGGGUAAGACCAAGGCUGAGCUGCAAGAGCACAAGAUGUUCACAAUCCACAAUAAGAAGGGUGGAACCGUCACCAUCAAACAUAAUCCUCUCAAACCCAAGAAAGUUUUUUAA